This is a messenger RNA of Scomber japonicus (chub mackerel), 2292 nucleotides long. RefSeq names its product S100 calcium binding protein U (gene s100u). The coding region runs from base 311 to 937 and encodes 208 amino acids. Gene Ontology annotation, molecular function: calcium ion binding. The record is from RefSeq and is a predicted model, not a curated record. NCBI's taxonomy places the organism in Eukaryota, Metazoa, Chordata, Actinopteri, Scombriformes, Scombridae. Gene Ontology annotation, cellular component: perinuclear region of cytoplasm. The transcript is spliced from 3 exons.
GAUAAUUCCAAUAAAAACGAAGAAGAAGUGUUUUGAUACACUUUCACUCCCUUCUCCUGUGCUCUUCCACAUUCCCAAUUCUCCUUCUCACUCUUCCAGGUACACGCCCUUUGACUUGUGAGGGGGAAAAAGUUUUAAGGAAAGAAAAAAAAAAAAACCUAAAUCACGGAAGAGAUUCUGCAGUCCUACUAGUUUGGCAAGUUCUCUGGGCUCAAAGCAGCGUAGAAAGGCGGAGAAGAGGGCAGAAACUCAAAUUUGCGCACAUUUAUACACUUCUCCUGUUCCGCAGACGAUAUACGAAAAAGGAGUCAUGGAGGCUGCCAUUCAGACUGUAGUGAAGGUCUUCCUGAAGUCGACCAAGGGAAGGGAGAGUCUAGGACCGAAAGAGUUCCAGGGCCUUGUCAAGAGCCAGCUCAGCAACAUCAUGUCGGACACAGACAGCAAGGAGGCGGUCAACAACAUGGGCCAGGGACUGGAUGCCAACCAAGAUGGCAAGGUUGGCUUCGAGGAGUACAUGAAACUAGUCGGCUACCUGGCGGUCUCACUCAGUGAUCAGCGUACGCUUGCCAAAGAGGAGCCUGCCCAAAACUCUGCGUCCGAACAAGUGGCACAAAGCACCAAAGAGGAAGAGAAGCCAGAGGCAAAGGAGGAAGCAAAGCCAGAGGCCAAUGAAGAGGCGAAGGCAGAAGCAACUGCAGAAGUAAAGAUAGAUUCAAAUGCAGACGGAAAUGUAGAAAUUAAGGUAGAAACAAAGGCUGAGGGAGAGACACAGCCAGAGGCAGCAAAGGAGGAGGAGAAACCAGCAGUGGCAGUGGAAGAGGUUGUGAAAGAGGCAGAGAAGGUGGAGGAGACAGAAAAGGUAGAGGAAGCCACGAAGGAGGCGGCUGCAGCUCCAGAGGAAGAUGGGGAAAAGAAGACAGAGGAGGCGACCUCAUAGGGGACAAUCCAUUUCUCUAUCUGAAUCACACUACAUGCUUACAUUCAACAGUACAUAAAAUACAGCAUUGCUAAAAUAAGUCGGCAUACAAAAUAUCAGUAAAACACUCCAAACCCAGCUCUGAAGAAACCCUAUUCCUCCUAUAUGAUAAAUAAUACAUGUACAUGACAUUAGAGUUAUUGCUUUGUACUACUACUUACCACUAUGUUCAUAUGUACAGCAUGUGCAUCCCACUAUAUAGCACAUUUACCUCAUUAUGAUAAUACUAUGAUAGCAUGCAGAUGUUCACUAUCAUGUGCAUGCCGUAUCCCUGUGAAAACCUUACUGCAAAAUAUGAUUCCCCCGCUGCAGCACACUGACACAUGACCUCAUUGUCACUGUGUGUUAACACACCACUGCAGACAAGGGGUUUUGUUUAAAUCCCAUCCUCUCCCCACUUUUGCCUCUGUCUGGGUCUUUUCUUCUAAAGUUGUGCCAUGCAUCUGCAUCAUACACCUUACUGAGCACUAAUGGCUUAAAGGAAUAGUUCAGCAUUUUGGGAAAUGUGUUUAGUAGCCUUUUUGACAAGACUUAAAUGACAAGAUCACUGCCACUUUCAUGUGUCAGUUGAAUAUGACGCUACACUGGCUAGCCUGUUAGCUUAGCUUAGCUUAGCAUUAAGACUGGAUACCAGAGAAAACAGCUCAUCUGGGUCUAAUUAAAACAUUAUAUCUUGUGGUUUACUUUCUUGCAUAAAUGUUGAAUGCUGAACUAUUCCUUUAAUGGCUGCACGGAAAUCCUGUCAAUAACACCUUUCAACUCACAAUGCUCUGGAGCUGAUUUGGCAUGACAAUAAACAAAUUGUUUUGCUGAGGCAUUGCAUUACUGAAGCUCAUCUUUGUGUACUUUCUGCUCCAAUACACCCUCUUCUACCCAUCUUUGUAGUUUACAGAGUGGGCUUUCUGCUGUCUCUUUCCCAGAAAGUCUGCAGUCAAAACCUGCCCUAUAUUUUCUUCACUCAUAGUUAGCCAUGGAUUAGGAACUGGAAGAUCAGGUGUGGCCUUUGGCUAAAUAAUUAAGAUUCAAGGGUGGAAUUCACACCAAAGGACCCUUACGGUCAAAGGGGGAGCCAAAAAUAGUCCCAUGAAAGUGGCCUGGGGAGAAAUGUGCUGAGCCAGUCACAGAAGGUGUUCAUGCAACCUAAUCCACCUGGAUUAGAACAGGUGGGGAAGAACAAGACAUCAAGAAAACCAAGAAACGCAUAACAAGUGUCGUUUGAUGGCUAUUUUUAUCUCAUGUACUUUAUAAAACAAUUAUGCUUUUAUUGCGUCUUCCAAAAAUGGCAUUAAAAUGGUCAGGUUCUUCUCAUUGAACCA